CCGGAUUUUCUCCUCUUCUCUUUUCCCCCCUCAUAAUUUCAUUCCACGUUUAGCGUGUUCUUAAAUCGACUUCACAAGUUCAACAUGUCAGCUGCGGAUAAUCAGCCGCUCGUUGCUGAUGAGAGUGAGAAUGUCCUUGAAGAUCACGACUCUGGACAUGACGAGGAAGUGGAGUCAUCAACGCAAAGUAUAAGCAGUUCCAUUCUUCAGUACCGCCAGGAAAAUGGGAGAACCUAUCACGGAUACAAAGAUGGCAAAUACAAUGUUCCAAAUGAUGAGGAAGAGAACGAGAGACUCGAUUUGCAACAUGCUCUGUUCCUUCGAACCUUUGAUGAUAGACUUGGCUUUGCCCCUCCGUGUAAGCCUGAAGCCAAAGUCCAGCAUGUUCUGGAUGUAGGCACUGGCACUGGAAUCUGGGUCAUGGACUAUGCAGAUGACCAUCCAAGCGCGGAGGUAAUUGGAGUCGACCUGUCUCCCAUUCAGCCCAGCUUUGUCCCUCCAAAUGUCCGAUUCAUCAUUGAUGAUAUUGAAGAGGAGUGGCAAUACUCUUCAAAGUUUGACUACAUCCACAGUCGCAUGAUGAACUCUAGUGUCGCGGACUGGGAAAGCUACGCUACCAAGAUCUUUGAGAACCUGGAACCAGGUGGCUAUGCAGAGCUACAGGAGAUUGAUGUCUUUACCAAAUCCGACGAUGGCACCUUGACGCCGCAGCACAAUCUAUGGCAGUGGGCCCAGCUUAUCUACGAUGCAUCUGUCAAACUGGGAAGACCAUACUUCGACCCGAGCAACAUAAAGGACGUUCUCACCAAGGUUGGUUUUGAGGAUGUAACGGAAGCAAAGUUCAAGUGGCCAAGCAACCGAUGGCCCAAAGACAAGAAGCAUAAAGAAUUAGGCGUGUGGAACAAUGAGAAUGCGAAUUUCUUCCUUGAGGCUGUGGCGAUAGCUCCACUGACGCGGGCUUUGGGAUGGUCGAGAGAAGAGGUCACUGUUUUCAUCGCUCAAGCCAGAAAAGAAGUCAAUGACCCUCGGAUUCAUGCAUACUGGCCAAUCAUCUCGGUAUAUGGCCGCAAGCCCGCGAAAUAAUCUCAUAUUAUGCUCUCACAAGAAAGGAUCAAUCAAAACAAUUGAGAGUUGAGCACUGGAAAAUACAAGCUCGUCACGGACUGGACUCAGAUUUCUAUAUUUUUUUCAGUUACGGAAAUAAUCAUUCAUUAAUUUCUGUUGAUGGAUCAUGGAAUCGCUAAACUUUUACAACUUGGAAGUGCUCUCCUCACGGCCCUUGAGGUUGAUGUGAGGAGUGUCAUUGGCAGGUCGAGUGACAGCGUAGAAAGCAACGCCAUGCGACCUGGUGGAGAACUAAAUACAGAUCAGCUAUAGUUCGCAAAGCUAUGGGGGGAGGGGGACUGACCUGAGCCUUGGAGCCAACGUGGAAGAAGGCCCAAUCUCCAGCAACAAGAUGGUGAGUGAUACCGGUAGCCUCAUCCUAUCCGUUGUUAGUAUCAUGUACUUUCCAAGCCGCGGGGAGGGAUCUUUACAGUCACGUCAAUUUGACCACUGAGGACAUAUUUGGUCUCCUCGUAAUCGUAGGAUCCAUAUCGUGUAGGGCCAGGAACGA
Messenger RNA from Fusarium verticillioides 7600, 1615 nucleotides. RefSeq lists its product as hypothetical. The record is from RefSeq and is a predicted model, not a curated record. The transcript has 9 exons. Gene Ontology annotation, molecular function: methyltransferase activity. The coding region runs from base 85 to 1083 and encodes 332 amino acids. Lineage: Eukaryota; Fungi; Ascomycota; Sordariomycetes; Hypocreales; Nectriaceae.